Molecule: messenger RNA, 1680 nt
Organism: Clavispora lusitaniae ATCC 42720
Lineage: Eukaryota; Fungi; Ascomycota; Pichiomycetes; Serinales; Metschnikowiaceae
Gene: MFG1
Product: Mfg1p
Cellular component (GO): membrane
Source: RefSeq, a predicted model, not a curated record
AUGGAUAUCAAUAUGAAUUCCAUGCAAGCCAUGCCCUACAAUCAGGCCAUGGUUCAACCACAGUUCCAGCCACAGCUAAAUGGACCACAGCAACAGCAACAGCAGCAGCAGCUACAGCCUCAACCACAACAUCAGCAAAUUCUGGCUCGCAACGUGGCCCAGGGCUCUCCUCCUUAUUAUGCCGGGCAGUUUCCCCAGAGAAUGGCUAAUGUGGUUCCAAACGGCGGUCAUCAACAAAUGAUGGCUGCUGCCGCUGCUGCUGCCGUAGCAGCUGCUGCGGGCCAAGGGCAGCUGCCGCCCAUGCGAGCUCGCAGGACUCAUGUGCCUACUCAAUAUAUGGGAUCUGUUCCAGAGGGUGGAAAACUUCCUCAGGAAGCUGCAGCGUUCCAGCCAGCGCAACCCUUUAAGGUACAGCAGAUGCAUCCACAAAUCAUGCUUAAGCGGCAACAGCAGCAACAACAGCAGCAACAGCAACAGCAGCAGCAGCAACAACAACAACAACAGCAGCAGCAGCAACAACAGCAACAACAGCAUCCACAACAGCAUCCUCAGCAUCAUCCGCAACAACAACCACAGCCACAGCAACUGUCUUCACAACAGGCACCACUACAACAGCCUCCUCAACCCCAGAACCCUCAGCCGCAACCUCAACAACAGCAGCGUCGACCUCCUAUUCAGCGGCCCCAGAGUGCACAGCCUUAUCAGGAUGUCCCCAAGGGCGAUCGGGCCGGUCCCUCUCCUGGUGCAAACGGCCAAAAGAAUCCUCUUAGCGCAGCCCAGAAUGAAAUUAAUGCAAAAAUCUACAAACGCAACUUGGGCAACGCGGGUGUGAUGCGAAUCUUGGAUUUGAUAGAUCUCGUAUCGAAUGAACUGAGGGAAAACCUCUCCAGCAUAGACUUCUGGAACCGUCUCGUCUACAGCUAUUUUUCGUCCACAUCUGUGAUGCGUUUUACUACUACCGGUGCGACAGUAAACCAACCUAUGACAGGAUUACUAGAGGGUUUUGCACAUGGCCUGGAGCCGUAUCUGUACGAGCUCAAUGCAGCAACAGCACCGCGGUUUCUUUUGGCAGUUGUGUUGGCCCAAAAUGUGGCUACGCACCAAGUGACGCUUCCGGGAAUAAAGUUCCAAGUGAUGAAUAACGGGUCACUAUUUAUUGUUUCACGACUUCAAGCACUUAUAACAUAUUUGGAUGGGUCUGUGGGUAAUUUACAAGGAACUUGCCGCAUUCUCCUCAGCAGAGAUUUCCGAAUUGAAUGGCUUGAUUGCCGGUGUCUUAACUACCAGAGCUCCAUCACUAUGCGGGCGCUCGAAACACACUGGGCUUCAUUUGAUAAUACGCUGGGAGGCAACUUUGUCGAGUCACUAAGUAAAAAUAGUGAAUCGGUGAGAGCAGCAUCGAACUCAGGUAUUCAUCCGAAUGCUAUGCGAGUCAUGCAACUCGGGAGUCUCAUGUCAUACUUGAAGCCUCUUAUGCUGUUUGCAGCAGCUAAUAACCAUGCGUCACCUCUUCUGGCGCUCGAGAAGUAUAUUGCGCUGGGUGCAAAUUCUCGGAAUGGCAACGGUGCCGUGUCAAGUCCAUCACCUCGGACAGUGGCAGCAGACGAACCGAAGGCUCCAAAAAAACGUCGUACUUCGUCCUCCCUUGAAAGCCCGAUGGUGUCAGGCAGCAAGUCUUGA